Fonsecaea erecta is the source of this 2103-nucleotide messenger RNA. RefSeq names its product acetoacetate-CoA ligase. Gene Ontology annotation, biological process: lipid metabolic process. The transcript is spliced from 3 exons. Lineage: Eukaryota; Fungi; Ascomycota; Eurotiomycetes; Chaetothyriales; Herpotrichiellaceae. Gene Ontology annotation, molecular function: acetoacetate-CoA ligase activity. Gene Ontology annotation, cellular component: cytosol. The record is from RefSeq and is a predicted model, not a curated record. The coding region runs from base 1 to 2103 and encodes 700 amino acids.
AUGGCCCGGCCGCAGCAUCCCAUCCCCCGGAAACUGUGGGAGCAUCCGGAUCCCCAGAGCACCGACAUGUGGAAGUUCAAGGUGAGCUUGGAGAGGGCCGCGGGGCGGAAGUUCGAGAACUACGACGCCCUGUACAAGUACUCCGUCACCCACCGAUCCGCCUUCUGGCGCCACGUCUUCGACUACUUCCCGAUCGUCUACUCCGGCACCGUGCCCGACCCGGUCGUCGACGAAUCUGCCCGCAUGGACUCCAUCCCGCGCUGGUUCACUGGCGUGCGCAUGAAUUUUGCCCAGAACAUUCUCUUCUCGGGCGAUCAGUACGGACGGCCGGUUAUCGACGCCGCCAAGGCCGACGACAAGAUCGCUUGCACCGAGGUACGGGAAGGCUGCUUCUUGGAGCCCAUCCGGCACGUCACCUGGAAGGAGCUGAGGCAGAGGGUCGGCCGGCUCAGUCAGGCGAUGAGGGCGCACGGGGUGAAGAAGGGAGACCGGGUUGCCCUGGUGGCGAGUACCUGUCUGGACACGCUGACGGUCUUUCUCGCAACGACCACGCUCGGGGCGCUCUUCAGCAGCAGCUCGACGGAUAUGGGCGUCAAGGGCAUCCUGGAUCGCCUCACCCAGAUCAAGCCUCGGUAUCUGUUCAUGGACGACUGGGCCGUGUAUAAUGGCAAGAAGAUCGAUCUACGACCCAAGAUGAAGGACAUCAUGGCCGGGAUGCAAGGCGUGGACGAGUUCCAGGGCCUCAUUUCGCAAGCACGCUUCCAGCACUCGCCGGCCGACAUUUCGGGUGUGCCGAGAGCCCGGACGUGGGCAGAUUUCAUCGCCGCCGCAAAGUCGGACAAGCUGGAGUUUGAGGACACGGACUUCGCAGACCCUUUUCUGGUAGUGUAUUCCUCGGGGACGACCGGGCAACCCAAAUGCAUUGUGCAUGCCAUUGGAGGGGUCAUUAUCUCGGGCCACAAAGAGUACAGGCUGCACAGGUGCAUCAAUGCCAACUCCAAACAACUGCAAUACACGACGACGGGAUGGAUUAUGUACUUGGCCAGCGUGCAGGCGUUGACCACCGGGUGCCAAAUGAUCAUGUACGACGGGAGUCCCUUUGUCCCCAACCUGACAAAUCUGCUCAAGCUGGUGGCACAAGAGAAAAUCACCCAUCUGGGCAUCAGUCCGAGGUACCUGCAGACAUUGCAGACCAACGGUGUCAUACCCAAGAAAGUCGGGGAUCUGAGCAACCUCAAGGUGAUCACCAGCACGGGGAUGGUCUUGUCGGAUCAAUUGUUCGAAUGGGUCUAUGACGAAGGGUUUCCGCCCUCGGUACAGUUGGACAACAUCUCAGGGGGAACUGACCUUGCGGCGUGCUUUGGAACAGGCAAUCCCAUCUUGCCACUGUAUGUUGGCGGUUGUCAGUGUCUUUCUCUGGGUGUGCCGGUCAAGGUGUUCGAUCAAACCGUCGAGGGCCGUCAGGGCAUCGAAGUCGAGGAUGGAGUGCCCGGCGAGCUGGUCGCGUAUCAAGCGUUCCCCACGAUGCCCAUCACCUUUUUGGGGGAGAAUGGUCCGCAACGCUACUACGACAGCUAUUUUGCACGAUUCGACAACGUGUGGACACAUGGCGAUUUCAUCAUGAUCCAUCCGGACACGAAACAAGUCAUGUUCCUGGGCCGGGCUGAUGGCGUGUUGAACCCCAGUGGCGUCCGGUUUGGUUCCGCCGAGAUCUACAGCAUCAUCGAAGCCAAGUUUGCGGACCAGAUUAGCGACAGCAUCUGCAUUGGGCAGAGAAGACCGCAAGAUGAAGACGAGAGGGUGAUCUUGUUCUUGUUGAUGAAACCUGGGCACGCGUUCACGCCACAGCUGGUGAGAGAAGUCAAGGAGGCCAUCCGCAAGGCCACCAGUCCCAGGCAUGUUCCUAAAUUUGUUUUUGAGACCAAGGAAAUUCCGACGACGGUCAACUUGAAAAAGGUCGAACUGCCUGUGAAACAGAUCGUCUCGGGCAAGGUCAUCAAACCUUCUGGCACGUUACUGAACCCCGAGAGCCUGAACUAUUACUAUCAGUUUGCCAAGGACGAGAAUCUGGUUGACGUGACCGAGCCUAGGGCCAAACUGUAG